Messenger RNA from Xyrauchen texanus (razorback sucker), 2711 nucleotides. Its product is annotated as transmembrane protein 116-like. Gene Ontology annotation, biological process: adenylate cyclase-activating G protein-coupled receptor signaling pathway. The record is from RefSeq and is a predicted model, not a curated record. Gene Ontology annotation, molecular function: G protein-coupled receptor activity. The transcript has 12 exons. Lineage: Eukaryota; Metazoa; Chordata; Actinopteri; Cypriniformes; Catostomidae. Bases 156 to 1196 code for a protein of 346 amino acids. Gene Ontology annotation, cellular component: plasma membrane.
UACAGGUGAGACUACAGACACCACAUGAUCAGAGCUGAGGUUCAACGUCCAGGUGAGACGGCAGCUGGCAGUCAGAGAGCUGCUGUACAUGACAAAACAACACAGAUCUGGCAUGUAGUUAACAGAAUAAAGCUGAUUCCUCACACACAGGCGACAUGGACUCUGGUGGAUUAGGGGACGAAAAGAUUACUGUUUUGUCUUGGAUAUACGUGUCGUCUUUAAGUUUAAGUUUGAUCGGUAGCAGUUCUGUCAUGGUCGUGUCUAUCGUAAAGAGAAGACAUCUCAAUGAACAGGCUAAACCUCUUCUCCAGCUAGCCCUGGCAGAUUUCCUGGCUUCACUUGUUUUGAUGGGGACCGUCUUAAUAAACUUGCUAUCCUAUGAACGUUUGCCAAGAAGUGAAUGGUUCUGCAAUAAUGGCUUGCCUUUAUCUUUGACAUUCUACUGCAUCUCUUUUCUGCUUGUCAUCAUUUACGCCUGUGAGUCAGCGCGUGCAUUUCAAGUAUGGAGGGAAAAAGCAGAGGAGGAGGGGUUUGAAAACCAGAUACUGCGCAGAAGGAAGUGGUUUUGUCUGAUCUAUAUUAUUGUGUGGGUUGUUCCAAUUAUUGGAUUCGCCAUCUAUGUAAAAACUGUCAAACUUAUGCAAGCUACUCUGGUGCCAGCAUUCAAUCCCAAUGCACACAGCAGAGGAUGGCCCACUGCCAGGUUCUGCAACAGCUGCAUUCUUUUCCUGCAUAUCACAAAUGACACCUGCACAACUGUGGAUGCAGCUCACACUGAGUUCAUUCGAGAUUUCACUCUCAGCAGUGUGCUGAUCGUCCUCAUCAGCUGCACAGUGGUGUACUGUAGGUUAGAGAGCUGUUAUAGACAUUAUGAGAACGCAAGCAUGUUCACAAUGUCUCAGAAACAUCCAGGUGGGAUUUGGUCGUCAGCUCGAUACAUGAUCCUUGUGAUCAUCUUCUGCUGGGCACCAGCUCUUCUUCUGAUCUGUCUCUCAUUCACUUCACCCAGAAUACAAAAUCUCUUCCCUCUGUAUGUCAUACAGGCGCUGUCAGUGUCACUGCAGGGUUUCAUGAACAGUAUUGUGUACGCAUGGAGACGAAGUAAUUUCAGAGACGCUGUGCUGGGAGAGCGUGUGCCGCUCAUGGAUUAUUCUAACAGAGCCUUCUUCGAACAGUCAUUAAAUGAGCCAUCAUGAAAUCAAACAUGAAGUGUGUGUGUGUGUGUGUGUGUGUGAUCAUGCGUGUGUGUGUGUGUGUGUGUGGGAUCAUGUGUGUUAGAUCAUGUUUUUUUUUGUGUGUGUGUGAUCAUAUAUGUGUGUGUGUGUGUGUAUGUGAUCGUGUGUGUGUGUGAUCAUAUGAGUGUAUGUGUGUUUAUAUGUGAUCAUGUGUGAUCGCAUGUGUGUGAUCAUAUGUGUGUUUGUGUGUCUGUAUGUGUGAUCGUAUGUGUGUAUGUGUGUGUGUGAUCAUAUGUGUGUGUUAUCGUGUGUGUAUGUGAUCGUGUGUGCGUGUGUGUGUGUGUGUGUGAUCAUAUGGGUGUGUGUGUGAUCAUAUGUGUGUGUUAUCGUGUGUGUAUGUGAUCGUGUGUGUGUGUGUGUGUGUGUGUGUGUGAUCAUAUGGGUGUAUGUGUGUUUGUGUGUGUGUGUGUGAUCAUAUGGGUGUAUGUGUGUUUGUGUGUGUGUGUGUGAUCAUAUGGGUGUAUGUGUGUUUGUGUGUGUGUGUGUGUGAUCAUAUGGGUGUAUGUGUGUUUGUGUGUGUGUGUGUGAUCAUAUGGGUGUAUGUGUGUUUGUAUGUGAUUGUGUGUGAUCGCAUGUGUGUCUGUGUGUGUGAUCGUACGUGUGUUUGUGUGUGUGUGUGUGUGUUUGUGUGUGUGAUCGUAUGUGUGUAUGUGUGUGUGAUCAUGUGUGUAUGUGAUCGUGUGUGAUCGCGUUAGUGUGAUCAUAAAUGUGUGUGUGUGUUUGUGUGUGAUCAUAUGUGUGUGUGUGAUCAUAAGUGUGUGUGUGUGAUCAUAUGUGUGUGUGCGUGAUCAUAAGUGUGUGUGUGUGAUCAUAAGUGUGUGUGUGUGAUCAUAUGUGUGUGUGUUUGUGAUCACGUGUGUGUGUGUGUGUGUGUGUGUACGAAUAUUCAGACGUUGCAAAAUUCUGAGAGCUAGAAAUUUGCUUUAUAUUUUGUAUUUUUAUUAUUAUUUAUAUAUCUUUUUUUUUAAUGUUGUAAUAGUGAUACUUCUUGACAGAAAAGUGAACGUGUUACUGUCUGUAUAGUAAAAACAUUAUAAACCAUACUUGAAAUGUAUAGAAUCAUCAAAUCUGAAUGAGACCAUUUUUUUCUUUAGACAUUUAAGCCGAUUUUAUAUGGAAAUAUUGUAUUUCUGAUGUACACAUUUAACUACAGCUCUGUGAAAAUAAACAUUUGCAUCAUAAGAAUUUGCUCUGUCAUCACAUACCUCACAAUGACUCAGCAAGAAAUGUCAUGUUGUUAGUCAAACAUUGAGACGUCUCAGACUGUCGUGCCAGAGAGGGAUGAUUCUGCGUCAACCCAUGUCUAGAACAGAAUGUGCUUAACAUUAGAGCUGGAUGUCACAGCGAGUAAUCAUUAUGUCACAUUUUAUAGUCUAGAGAGUUCACGGCAUGCAUGUUUCACUAUAAGUCAAUAGUUUUAUUUUGUACUGAUCUUUGAUUCUGUCAUUCGCAAUGCUUCAUUUGAGUAGUUCAUUA